CUUUCACGCGGAUGAAAGGCUUCCUACGGGCAGUCUUUAUGUUUUUCCAAGUAUUCUUUUCUUAUUCCUCCAGGCCCGCAAUAUGUUUAGGAAGGGGUCUGGCCGUCCGUCCGCUAUCGUAAAUUAGCUGCCCGAGGACGGGGCAUAUUCGGAGCAAACAUGCUGCCACGGCGCAGCCAACUCAACCAUGUUUUUCCUUAAAACCGCUAGUCACACUGCAUUUCUUCGGCCAUUUUUCCAUCGUGGCAAUUUGCUGGAAAGUAGAGCCGGCAGCGACGACACCGCCUACGACCCCGAAACCAGCACCAUGGUCGGCCUCGAUGCUAAAUUCCAGGAGAGUUCUGCCCGCGAAAUGGACUCUGUUGUUGAUGGCAGGAAAGGUUACGGGGCUGCAAGCGAAGCGGACUCAAAUGCGAACAAGGAUGCCGAAAGUGGUUCCCCGGUAGCUGGCGAGACAACUGCCACACCAGACGGUCCCGACGACGCUGCAAAUCCGUACAACUGGUCGAAGGCGUACAAGCUGACCAACGUGGUGGUCGUCAGCUUGUCUGUGCUCUACACCAGCCCCGCAACCACCAUGUUCGCCCCCGGCGCCCCGAGCAUGCAGCGCGAGUUCGGCUUCAAGAGCAGCACUGUUGAGAUCAUGACCAUUACUAUGGCGUCACUCGGCUUCGCUGUGGGCCAGUUGUUUAUCCCCCCUCUGUCCGAGGUCUUUGGCCGUAUGCCUUUUUACCGUGCGAGCUCCAUCUUUUACCUUGGCUUCACCGCUGGCUGUGCGCGCAGCACCAGCAUCGCCGAGUUUCCCCUCCUCCGGUUAUUGACGAGCUUGUCUGCAGCAUCGUACAUGCUCUUGACGCUGCGCCAAGGCUGGCGCUGUCAUUGUCGCCACCUUUCUGUUCAUGCACGAGACGAAAUCCGUCAACAUGCUCGAGCCAAGGCCGCUCGACUUCGUAAAGAGACGGGAAAUCAAAGUUUGCGCGCUGCUAGUGACAAGAAGACCCCUGUGACGCAGCUCGUGUUGCACGCUAUGAUCCGCCCUAUAACAAUACUAUUCAUUUCGCCUAUUGUCGCACUCAUCGCGCUCUAUACAGCCUUCAACUUUGGCGUCACCAUGCUCCUCUUCGCUACCUUCCCAACUGUCUACGAGGAUACCUACCGUUGCAGCGUCAGUAUUUCCGGCCUGGCAUAUUUCGGCGUCGGCAUUGGCUGUGUUUUUGAUGUCGUCACCUUUGCUAAGCCUAGCGAUCGUCCGUUGAAUACUCAAGGAGGAGCCUACCGCGCCGAACGGCGCUUGAUCAUGAUGAUGUUCGUGUCUCCGCUCUUCCCUAUCGGCCUCUUCAUCUACGGCUGGACUACUGAGAACAAGGUGCAUCCUCCCUUACUAAACCUAUUAGUCUCUAAUCUGUUAGUUAGUUAA
Messenger RNA from Colletotrichum destructivum, 1417 nucleotides. RefSeq names its product Putative MFS transporter superfamily. The record is from RefSeq and is a predicted model, not a curated record. Gene Ontology annotation, molecular function: transmembrane transporter activity. Gene Ontology annotation, cellular component: plasma membrane. NCBI's taxonomy places the organism in Eukaryota, Fungi, Ascomycota, Sordariomycetes, Glomerellales, Glomerellaceae. The coding region runs from base 188 to 1417 and encodes 409 amino acids. The transcript has 3 exons. Gene Ontology annotation, biological process: transmembrane transport.